Messenger RNA from Acanthochromis polyacanthus (spiny chromis), 1801 nucleotides. Its product is annotated as carcinoembryonic antigen-related cell adhesion molecule 5-like. The transcript has 8 exons. Lineage: Eukaryota; Metazoa; Chordata; Actinopteri; Pomacentridae. The coding region runs from base 39 to 1271 and encodes 410 amino acids. The record is from RefSeq and is a predicted model, not a curated record.
UCUGGGUGAGCAGAUCACUGAUCAGUUCAAACUCAGUCAUGCUGAAGUGUCAGAGCAGUUGUCCUCUAGCAGACCCUCAGUCCUACAUCUGGUACUCCAAUGAACACAUCAUUGUUGGACAAACAUAUCAGUUUUAUUUAGGUCGCUUUCCCUCCACAAACAGAAUUUCCUGUGCUGUAAAAGGACAUGAGGACUCUCCUUCUCCUUCAGUGUUGGUAAAGGAUAGCUGGGAUGUGACUUAUUCUUCUACUCAGAUCUGUGCCUUCAAAGGAUCAACAGUGAAAAUGUACUGCAGCUACACAUACCCUCUUGGAAGAAGUGUAAAUGAAACAUUCUGGUUCAGUAACAGGAAGGAUGAUGAAUAUGUGAGACUGAAAGAUGAUCCACAGUAUGCAGGUCGUGUUGAAUACGAUCAGAAGAGAUGCAGUCUGACAAUCAGAAAUCUGACAGAAAGUGACUCAGCUGAGUACAAGUUCAGAUUCAUAACAGACCCACAAGAACAAUAUAUGGGUUCACCUGGAGUCACUCUGUCUGUCAAAGAUCCACAGCUCCAGGUCCAUGUGAGCAGAUCAGUCAACCAGUUUUCUACCUGGACAGAGCUGACAUGUCAAAGCAGUUGUCAGCGGUCUGAUAAUUCUUCCUUUAACUGGUACAAUAACAGCCUCAAAGUUCAAGAAGGAAAAAGAUACCUAUACCUGCAGACAUUUGGUCCUUCAGACAGCUAUUACUGUGCAGUACAAGGACAGGAGCGUUUCCGUUCUCAUGCAGUGUAUGCUCCAAAGCUUCCCUCUGUGUCGGUGAGUCCCUCUGCUGAGAUAGUGGAGGGAAGUUCAGUGAAUCUGACCUGCAGCAGUGAUGCUAACCCAGCAGCUAAUUACAGCUGGUACAAGGAGAACCAAGACUCACCAAAAGCUUCAGGACAGAUCUUCACCAUCACUGACUUCAGAGCUGAACACAGUGGAAAGUAUUCCUGUGAAGCUCAGAACAUCUUUGGACGUCAGACAGUCUCUGUACAUGUGACUGUUUGGGCAGAUAAGUCAACAAAUAUAAUGAAUAUCAUCAAGCUGACCCUGGUGGUCCUGAUGCUGAUUCCGCUGUUUGUCUUGAGUCUGUGGACGAGGAAGAAGACAACUGUGAAUGUAAAACCUGAACAGAAUGAAGCUGUAGAAAUGAUGGAGUUGGACUCUCAUGACUAUGAGAAUGAUCCAGCUUUGAAGGACGUCACUGCAGCACAGACAGACGACACAGAGGAGCAGGAAGACCUGGAGUGAAGUCCAGUCAGACCGGCAACCUGUCCAGGGUGUCCUCUGCCUUCAUCCUACGUCAGCUGGGAUAGACUUCAGCCCCUCCGUGACCCUACUGAGGAUUAAGUGGCGUAUAGAUCACGGAUGGAUGGAUAUUCUCACCACAUGUGCUGUAAAUGAGCUGACAUGUACAGUUCAAUAAUUAAUCUGUGCUGUUAAGUGUGGGAAGACAGUGUUCAGUGUCCUGUUGUUGGCUCAUGAUGAGAAUAAGAACGCCAUGCAGAAAAUGAUUCCCUGUGGCAUUUUAUUUGUUGGAUUGUUUUGGGUUUGCUUCUUUCUGUGGAUACAAAAGGGCUUUGAUUUAGUUGUGACGUAUAGAAAAUGUUUAUUAAUGACAUAACUGUUAAUAUUUGACAAGGAAAGCUCCUGAAAACAGAUAAUUCCUCCAUGUACAAAGCUUCAUGUAUCACACGUUAAAUGCAGCUUCCUCCAACAACUCUGUAGAUGCAGCAUUAUUUCAAUUUAUUCUAAAUGCUGAAGAAGGAAACACUGCAGAA